GGGGGUGUGAUUUUUGUUUGUUUUUUUUAUUUUGUUUUUGGUUUUGCUUUGUUUUUUUUCUGGCGGUGGUGGGGGGAGGGCGUUACACCCUAGAACCCUUAGCCGUAGUGCCUUUGUUCUCGGGGGGCCUAGGCCUACGUGGUAGUCUAGUGCGGGAACAGCAGUUAUCUUGUUUUUUCCCCCAGAGUCAAGCUUCAUAUCGCCUUUGUUGGUUAAACUAUUUUAUUUUUGUACAAUCGUUUAUUAUUAUUGUGAGCCUCUUUAGUAAAUUGUGACUCCGACUUCAGUCUUCCUUAGUAUUUACUUCAGCAUUAUAGAAAAGGGGGUGGCUUGAGUGGCCUUAAUUUCCCCCAUGAGUUUUUAAAAUCAGGACAAGGGGCAGGAUGUGCUGCAGCCGCUGGAGCUGAGAUUGCUAUGCAGCCCGUGGUGAAGACCAUGGUGAAGCAGCUGUGCCCCUGCAGCCCGUGGAGGAGACCUACGCUGGAGCAGUACUGCGGCACGGGCGCGCUCUAUGAGCAGGCUUGACCCUAGGCUCAAGAUGGCGGCAGCAGCAGCGGAUAAACAGAAGCACGAGCACGGACGGGUGAAGAUUGGGCACUAUAUCCUGGGCGACACGCUUGGCGUCGGUACCUUCGGCAAAGUCAAAGUUGGUAAACAUGAAUUAACUGGGCAUAAAGUCGCAGUGAAGAUCCUAAAUCGACAGAAGAUUCGCAGCCUUGAUGUUGUAGGAAAAAUCCGCAGGGAGAUCCAGAACCUCAAACUCUUCAGACAUCCUCAUAUAAUUAAACUGUAUCAGGUCAUCAGUACACCAACUGACAUUUUCAUGGUGAUGGAAUAUGUUUCAGGAGGAGAACUGUUUGAUUAUAUCUGUAAAAAUGGAAGGCUUGAUGAAAAGGAAAGUAGACGUCUGUUCCAGCAAAUCCUUUCUGGUGUGGAUUAUUGUCACAGGCAUAUGGUAGUACAUAGAGAUCUGAAGCCUGAAAAUGUACUGCUUGAUGCACACAUGAAUGCCAAGAUAGCUGAUUUUGGUCUAUCAAAUAUGAUGUCAGAUGGAGAAUUUUUAAGAACAAGCUGUGGUUCCCCUAACUAUGCUGCACCAGAAGUGAUUUCAGGAAGAUUAUAUGCAGGUCCAGAAGUAGAUAUUUGGAGCAGUGGAGUUAUUCUCUAUGCUUUGUUAUGUGGAACACUUCCAUUUGAUGAUGAUCACGUGCCAACCCUUUUUAAGAAGAUAUGUGAUGGUAUCUUUUAUACCCCUCAAUACCUGAAUCCAUCUGUAUCUAGUCUUCUGAAACACAUGCUGCAAGUAGAUCCAAUGAAGAGAGCAACAAUCACAAACAUUAGAGAACAUGAAUGGUUUAAGCAGGACCUUCCCAAGUACCUGUUUCCUGAAGACCCAUCAUAUAGUUCUACCAUGAUUGAUGAUGAAGCCUUAAAAGAAGUAUGUGAGAAGUUUGAAUGCACCGAAGAAGAAGUGCUAAGUUGUCUGUACAACCAAAAUCAUCAGGACCCUUUAGUGGUUGCUUAUCACCUCAUUAUAGAUAAUAGAAGAAUAAUGAAUGAGGCCAAAGACUUCUACUUGGCUACAAGCCCACCGGAUUCUUUUCUUGAUGAUCACAAUCUGUCUCGACCUCAUCCUGAAAGAGUGCCAUUCUUAGUAGCUGAAGCACCACGUCCCCGCCAUACUCUUGAUGAGCUGAAUCCACAGAAGUCAAAACACCAAGGUGUAAGAAGAGCGAAGUGGCACUUGGGAAUACGGAGUCAGAGUAGACCAAAUGAUAUCAUGGCUGAAGUUUGUCGAGCAAUUAAACAACUGGAUUAUGAAUGGAAGGUUGUAAAUCCAUACUAUCUGCGUGUUCGAAGCAAGAAUCCAGUGACAAGUACCUAUUCCAAAAUGAGUCUACAGUUGUAUCAGGUGGAUAGCAAGACAUACUUACUGGAUUUCCGUAGCAUUGAUGAUGAAAUUACUGAAGCAAAAUCUGGGACUGCAACUCCACAGAGAUCAGAUUCUGUGAGCAACUGCAGAUCCUGUCAAAAAAAUUCAGAUGGUGAUGCACAGGGAAAAUCUGCAGAUAUAUUCCUUACACCAUCAGUGACCUCUUUGAUUGAGUCUUCUAAGGCUGAAUUAACUCCAAGACGAGGGAGUAAUGCAAUAGAAUUCUUUGAGAUGUGUGCAAAUCUUAUUAAAAUACUUGCACAAUAAGUUUGAAAGUGGGCUUAUUUCUUUUACAGCAAUAAGCAUGCCUAAGUCAUAGUCAGAGGCUUCCAGUCAUAAUCAAGUUAAAUUAACUAAGGUGCUGAAAAAACUAGGCACAGAAUGCAAUUUUCAGGGGGAUUGGAAUGAUUAUAGGCCAUUAUGUACAUUAUUUUGAAGCUGGAGUGAAUUCUGAUUGUCCACUGUCCAACAGCAUAAUACAGGUAUAAGAAGUCACAAAAUGGGGUAGUGUUCAUAACACUUUACAUUGAUUGCACAUUAAAAUUGAACUAUUUCAGUUAUACUGGCCUUCUCGCUUUUUUCCACUGAUAAUACAUACAUCUAAUGCACUGUAAGUAAAUGUAGUUCAGUGACUUAAGUAUGACUUGAUCAUCAUCUAUAGUUGUGCCUUAGUUGAUCAGAAUUGGCAGCAUCUAACAGUAGUAUGUUUAAAACUGAUGUUUCUUCCCUUUUAUUUGACAGUAAAUGAUAAAGAAUAGUUGAAUGCAUUAUAAUAUACUAUUUUUAAUAACAGAUAAAGUUUAUUAAAUGCAUGCAAAUACAACCAGGUGAAAAUACAUGUAGGGGCUUUGUAAUGCACCAAGGGUGAAAUUCUGUGAACUGUAAGUAGAACAAUUCAGGCCACAGCAGUGAUGAGAGGUUUAAUGUCGAGAAGACUUGGCACCCUGUGGGCUGAAACAAAAUGUGGUGCUGUGAAGAACUGUCAGCAGGUUCCUGAUCUGUGCAGAUUUAGUAGCUCAUAUCUUAGUGUGGUAGCAGCACAGCAGUUCCCCGCUGCUACUGCAGGCUGAGAAUCCUGUUCCUUAUAAACACAUGCAUGUAGUUAAUAGCACAACUCUAUGGCCUCUUGCAUGCUAUUCCAGAACCUAAAAUUUUCACUCUUAAAAAUAUGUUCAUAUUUUGAUACAGCUGUUUAUAUCAUAUGCUACCUUGCCAUAUAUUUUAUAGAAUUCACAUUGCAGUUGAAAAUACAUAUAUACGUUUAGGUUUUUCAAAGCUGCUUUUAUAGUGAACUCUGCCAUUUAAAUUGUGGCAUUAAUAGUCCAACUUUUCAAUUUAACAUUUAAAACUCAUCAUGACAGCUUAUCAUAUAGUCAUAGAAUGGUUUGGGUUGGGAGGGACCUUAAAGAUUAUCUGCUUCUACCUCCCUGCCAUGGGC
Molecule: messenger RNA, 3371 nt
Organism: Catharus ustulatus (Swainson's thrush)
Lineage: Eukaryota; Metazoa; Chordata; Aves; Passeriformes; Turdidae
Product: 5'-AMP-activated protein kinase catalytic subunit alpha-1-like
Exons: 10
Coding region: 512-2200 (562 amino acids)
Biological process (GO): protein phosphorylation; intracellular signal transduction
Cellular component (GO): cytoplasm
Molecular function (GO): protein serine/threonine kinase activity; ATP binding
Source: RefSeq, a predicted model, not a curated record